AUGGCUGCCUCCAGGUGUCUGUACACCCCAGCGCCUUCUCUCGAAACUUCUUUUGCUGCUUCCGAAGCAGCAGCGCGCGGGCCCAGAGGCAUCGCAGCAACAGUCUUUUGCGCCUUCGUCGACUCCCGCUUCGGCUGGCGCGCCGUCUUCGUUUUUGCUGCUGCUGUUUGCUGCCUCGUCGGUUUGCUGCAGCAGCAGCUGCUGCAGCGCCUGCUGGCCUCUGCCAGCGAGGGCCACCCGGAGAUCCAGCUGGCGCUGCAGCAGAAACCAGCAGCAGCAGCAGCAGCAGCAGCAGCAGGGAAGCCGCCUGCGCUCCCCGCCGGAGCUGCUGCUGACGGCGAGCAUUCACCCGCAGCAGCAGCAGCAGAAGCAGCAGCAGCAGCAGCAGCAGCAGCAGCAGGCGGCGGUGCGGACGCUGCUGGGCGUGGCGAGUCGGAGCGUCUGUGUGGCUCUGGAGACAGCAGCGCGGCAGCGGUGCCGCUGUCUCCCGCAGCAGCUGCUGCUGCUGCUGCUGCUGCUGCUGCUGCUGCUGGGGGGCGGAGCUCGUGCUGCGGGGGCCAGCAGCAGCGGCUGCUGGUGCUGCUGUGUUCUUUGUGUUACUUUUUGGUGAAGUUCGUGCGCUAUGCCCUUGUCUUUUGGCUGCCUUUCUUCCUCAGCCAACAAGCAGCACUUUCUGCUGCUGCUGCUGCUGUUGCUGCUCUCGCCUUCGACCUCGGGGGAGCAGCAGGAGCUGUUGCCAGCGGCCUCCUCGCCGACCGCUGCCUCAAGGGCCGGCGGCUGACUCUUUCUGCCAUUCUUUGUCUUUCAACUUCCGUUUUUCUUUUUUUUGUUUUUUAUUCUUCGAAAGAAAUGGCGGAAGUCCGCAGCAGCAGAGAGGGCCUUCAGCUGUACAGACAGCUCCAGCUGCAGCAGCUGCAGCGCCAGCUGCAGCACGACUGGACGCAGCUGCAGCAGCGCGACAGCUACCGAGACUUCAAAGCUGCUGCUGCUCGUCCUGUUGCUGCUGCUGCUGCUGCUGCUGCUGCUGAGGACCGAGCCGACACGGCUGCUGCUGCUGCUGCUCCUGCUGCUGCUGCUGCUCCUGCUGCUGCUGCUGCCGGGGCAGCAGAAACCCGCAGCAGCGACUCCCUCCGCACUGGCGCAGCAGCAACUGCUGCGGCCAGGGGAGGCCCUGCCAGGAUAUCAGGGGCAGCAAGAGCAGCAGCAGCAAAUGAGAUUUUCGCAAACGGGCAGCAGCAGCAACAACAACGACAGCAGCAGCAGCAGCAGCAACAUCAGCAGCAGCAGCAGCAGCAGCAGCAGCGCCAGUUAGCAGCAGCAGCAGUUCAAAGCGCCCCCGUCUCAUUCUCGUUUAAACGCAAAGACCACAACAAAGUGAAAGAAGAAAUGCAGAGGAAUCUGCAGGUGGCAGCAGCAGACACAGAUGCAGCAGCAACAGCAGCAGCAGCAGCAGCAGCAGCAAAAGCAGCAGCAGCGACAGAAGCAGCUGCAGAUGCUGCAGCAAAUUCAGCAGCAGCAGCAGCGCCAGUGGCAGCAAUUCCCAGCAUUGUGCGCUUUAGCGAGGAAGAGGAGCAGCAAAUAGCAGCUUUGCUGCUGCGGCACUCGAACUCGCAGCUGCUGCUGCUGCAGCAAAUAGAAGACAAGCAGCAGCAGCUGCAGCAGCAGCAGCUGCAGCAGCUGCUGCUGCUGCUGUUCUGCGUGCUGCUCGUGGGCUUCCUGAACGCAGGGCCAGACGCAGUGCUGGGAGCAGCAGCAGCAGCAGACAUCCAAGAACUGGAAAUGGCAGCAAAUAAUAAUAAUAAUAAUAAUAAUAAUAAUAAUAAUAAUAAUAAUAAUAAUAAUAAUAAUAAUAAUAAUAAAAGUGAUAAUAAUAAAACUGCUGCUGUUGCUGCUUUCAUCAACGGCGUGGGAGCGCUGGGGGCUCUUUGCCAGGUGGGCGGGCAGCAGCAAAUUGCUGCUGCUGCUGCUGCUGCUGCUGCUGCUGCUGCUGCCGGAAUUUAA
Eimeria necatrix is the source of this 2001-nucleotide messenger RNA. RefSeq lists its product as hypothetical. Gene Ontology annotation, molecular function: glucose 6-phosphate:phosphate antiporter activity. Gene Ontology annotation, biological process: phosphate ion transmembrane transport; glucose-6-phosphate transport. Bases 1 to 2001 code for a protein of 666 amino acids. Lineage: Eukaryota; Apicomplexa; Conoidasida; Eucoccidiorida; Eimeriidae. The transcript has 4 exons. The record is from RefSeq and is a predicted model, not a curated record.